This is a messenger RNA of Syngnathoides biaculeatus (alligator pipefish), 2216 nucleotides long. It is a transcript of the gene smim13, whose product is annotated as small integral membrane protein 13. Lineage: Eukaryota; Metazoa; Chordata; Actinopteri; Syngnathiformes; Syngnathidae. The transcript has 2 exons. The record is from RefSeq and is a predicted model, not a curated record. Bases 423 to 689 code for a protein of 88 amino acids.
AAGUCAACUCGGCCACGCGCAACCGCAGUGUCAAGUCUACUGUCAUUAAAGAGCUAGCCAAAGGAAGACAUCCUAUAGUUAUGUAGCUGAAACACGGUGGUCCCGAGCAUGGUGGGCCUGGUUACUAUAAGCUAGCGGUUACGGCCUCUUUUUGGCUCGAGAAGUUCUUUGAAAGCGGCCGUAUCUUGCGUUUGUCAAACUGGCAGUAAGUUGAGGUAGCCGCAUGCUAGCAGGCUACAGUGCGUUUGAGAUGUGCUGCAAUUUUGUUUUUGUCUCUCACUCGUCUCGGCUAGCGGCGUGAGGGAGCUGUCGGAGUAACCUCUUUUUUUUUGUUGUUGUUUUUUAAUAUACACCCCCCCCCCCCCCAUGGUGCCCAUGGUAAAAUAAGCUGCUCCCCCAUCCUCGUCGUCAGACCAAGCAAGAUGUGGCAAAGUGUGGGGCUUACACUGCUGGUCAUUGUGGCCACGCUACUUUGUGUCCUUAUCUUCAUGUUGUGCGGUUGGUAUGUGGUCUGGCAGCUCUUCUUGUCCAAGUUCAAGUUCCUGCGCGAGCUUGUCGGGGACACGGCCGCCCCGGGGGCGCUCGCGCAGCCGUCCGAAAGCGAGAGCGAACGUGCCGCGAACGCCCCCGCACGCAACCGUCCCAGGACUGCACGCCAAAGAGUUUCCUUCCAGGAGAGCACCUCAUAGAUCGCCACUGACCGUGCGCCUUACACUAAACGAGGACUUCUCCUAAUUGACAACUCAGUAGGAGCCCGCCUCUGACCUCCUCUCCCCUCGGGUGGGGGGGGGGAAGCCAUUUUCAACGCCAUCCAUUUCUAGAUGUCAGUCAUUUUCUGUAGAUACACUCACCUAUGGCAAGCCGUUUGAGUAUGAAUUCAAUAUCCUCGUAGUACUUCAUGAAUUGCCCAUUUACCACUUUAUAAUUUGUCCUCACUAGUAAGACAAUUCAGAGCACUAGUUGAACAACUAUGCUUCCGUAGUAAUGUUCCCACUGCCACUACUUUCCAUAUGCCAUUGUCUAUUACAGAUAAACAGAUAUCUGCUGUUAAUGUACAGCACUUUAUCCCUAUGGAUCUAUGAAAUUAAUUACAUUUUCAAAACUGACUUACCUAUACAACAUUCCUAGGAAUGUCGCAUCACAGGUGACCUAUUUUUGCUGCAGGUCUGCUGGCUACUUAUGUGGUCCUUGGGGAUAUCAUGUUAAUGACCCGACAUGUAGUUCUGCUAGUCUGCAGAAAUGUUAUACAGUAAGCAGUGGAAGGCAGUAAUGGGGAAUAAAAAUGUCAUGAGUAAGUCUCGUUCUGCUAAUGCGCGGAAUUGCCUUAUUGGUGAGGACAACUGUGUUUGCUGUGCUUAAAAAAAAAAAAAAAAAAGCAACCGCAGCUGUUACAAAAUAGCUAUGCAUAAGAUGGAAGAAAAGAUAAAACACAGUAAAUGAAAGAGUCUCAGAGUGUUAUUCCUUCUUGUACUGUCUACAAAGCACGUAAGCAGACACGGACAGUUAUGAUAGCAAAUUAAGUCUCAAAACAGCUUGCCAUACUCACCAGCCACUUUAUUAGGUACAAUGACACCUUUUCCUGGCUGCACCGAGUGUUUAGCCAUGGAGUGUAUUAGAUAUUUUUUAGGUGCCAGAGGCCCUGUAGACUUAGUGAAGUGCACUGACAGGAACGUCAUCUUUACUGUGGAUGACAUGUAAUAGAGCUUCAUUUCCUGACGGUCGGAACGACUCGCAUAUCUUUUAAAAACGCACGUCGUCUGCUCAAAAGGGGGUUUACAAGGGACUGACAAGUGUUAAGUUGUGCGGAGUUUUGACGCUGCUACACACGAACUGAGCUGACAUCCUGGAGCGCCGAACGCAGGCUCCCUGCUGCAGAAAUGCUUGCCCACGUGGCGUCCAAAACUAUCUCCCUGUCCAUAGAAGUUCUCCCUGCACCAGUGUCUUGUCUAGAUAGCGUCCACAGUUUUUCUAUUCUCAUGAUCCCUUUUUUGUACUCGUCUUCUCCAACGAGGCUAAUUCAAAGCGGAGCAAGACCUGGUCGAUAUUUAUCUGCUGUCCUUCCAUUGUAUAAUUAUCUUGCACCUUUUGAUCAAUGAUGAUUAUCAUUUCUGUGGCGCAGCUGCCUCAAACCAAACAUGUUGAACUUCAGUCCUGUUCUCUGCUCAAAUGGAAGCUCCAUGUCUGCAAUUUAAAAAAAUAAAAUAAUUGAAAUUGAA